AUGUCCAGAGCAGAAGAAAAGCCUGUUUGGGCUGGGAGAGAACGAAGUCAGUUGAACGAAGUCGGCAACAAGAGCCUUGAGAAUUGUAUUCGACGGGUGGAGGAAACCCUCGGUAGGCUCGAUAUUUUAGAAAAGGAACUAGCUCAGGUAUCCAUCGAGCUCAGAGCUGACAUGUCACAACUCGUUGCUGCGGUUGAUAAGGGGGCCGCUCAACAAGAGCAGUCAUCUCAAAGCCUCCGCACUUCACGUGAAGCGAGAGACAAUGAGACCAAAGCUGUCAGGACUGAGAUGGAAAGGCGGGUCGGAGAAAAGAAAGGAGAAAACCCUAAUACCCCAGACAAUAGGGGUCUUGAGUCGGAAGGACUUAUUCUACCUAAAGAAUUGCCAAGGCUUUCGUCAGCCGCUGGCGGUAUACCAGCACGACGGGAACUUACCAAUGGCACCGGCGCUGUGGCAGAUAGGCCCGAAGAAGCGAGUAAUAAACGGAGUAUGGGAGGCCUAGAGUGCCACGAUAUUCAGACAGUCAAGACACCAGAGGUUCAGCCAAAGUCUGAGCCAACUUGUCAACUAAAGCUCCAAGAAGUUCGGCAGGUCGACAAAAAUAUCAUGCCGCCCGGACAGCCUCUACCAGAGCGAGUUUGCGAACCACCUUCAAGACGUUGUUGGGAGCAACUUCCUGGGAAAUCUAGUCGAAGCCACAAACGACCGUGUGAGAGCCAACCUGAUAGAUUUGAUUCCUACGGAACGGAAGGUCGAGACAUGAGGUCUGGGGAGACUACAGCGAUGGAUAGCCUACAGCCAACCCCAGAUACGAAUCGUGUGGCCUCAUUCCGCGAUACCACGAUCAGUGGUACCUCUAGUAUUAUGCACAGUGUCGCACCAAUCGGGAGUUUUGAGACCCUUGAACGACAAGGACGUGAAGCAGAAGCCAUGGAUCAAAGACUGAGGAACGUGGCCAUCAAGGCAAUCCGAGUGGUGGACGUGCAUGGCGGUCGCCUAAAAGAGGAGUCUUAG
Molecule: messenger RNA, 1014 nt
Organism: Fusarium proliferatum ET1
Lineage: Eukaryota; Fungi; Ascomycota; Sordariomycetes; Hypocreales; Nectriaceae
Exons: 2
Coding region: 1-1014 (337 amino acids)
Source: RefSeq, a predicted model, not a curated record